Messenger RNA from Gordionus sp. m RMFG-2023, 863 nucleotides. Its product is annotated as keratin-associated protein 5-4-like. The record is from RefSeq and is a predicted model, not a curated record. The coding region runs from base 200 to 574 and encodes 124 amino acids. NCBI's taxonomy places the organism in Eukaryota, Metazoa, Nematomorpha, Gordioida, Chordodea, Parachordodidae. The transcript is spliced from 7 exons.
UAUUAUUAGCCUACAUUGCUUUUUAUUAUUUACAAGGCUUAAAAUAUAUCCUUUUUUAUCAAAAUAUUUUCAUUUAAAUUUUUAUUUCUCUUAUUCCUAGUAAUCUCUACGAAAGGAACUAUAGCAGUCAUAAUUUCCCUUAUCUCUCGAUUCGAUUUUCAAAAAAAGGCGCUUUUUAAAUAGCAUUACAACCGAUGUGAUGAGCUUAUGGAAGAAUAAAACAUCUCAAAUAAUGCAAUCUCAUCAAGGCGCUAGUGGUACUGGUCAAACAUGUCAUGAAGGAAAAUGUCGCCACAGUGAAAAGGGUGCGAAUUGCCCAUGCCUAAAAUGUGAAUGCCCUAAGAAUUGUUGCAAGUGCUGCAAAAAUGAGACAAAAGGAGAAAAGUGUCAAAAAUGUUGCCAUGAUAAAGUAUGUCACGGCUGCGACAAAGGAUGUUGCCAUUGUUGUAAAAAAUGCUGCGACGAAAAACCUUGCCCACCUGGUCAAGAAUGUUCAUGUCCAGGAUGUGGAGUUUGUUCUAACAAAGAGAAAUGCAAAGUAAUUAGUUGCAAGAAAACUGAAUGCAAGACUUAAAUUAUAUUAGAAAGCUAAUUAUAUUAUCAGCUUGUUUUAACAUUCGUUUUAUAUAUAAAUUUUUUUUGCUUAUUCAUGUUAUUGGCGUUCGAAAUUUAUUGGAAUUAUUUUAAUUUAUUAUAAUUCGCCUGAUUUAUUAUAUUACGCACUGGAAGAUAUCGUAUGAUUUUUACUCCCAUUAACUAUAAAAAGAUGAAAUUUUAAAAUUACUCACUUUUUUUAUGUUGGCUAAUAAAAUUAGUCUUAAUUUGAUUCCAGUUUACAAUAAAGUUAAAUUUAUUUAAGCCUA